Molecule: messenger RNA, 1726 nt
Organism: Thecamonas trahens ATCC 50062
Lineage: Eukaryota; Apusomonadida; Apusomonadidae
Product: uridine kinase
Exons: 2
Coding region: 25-1644 (539 amino acids)
Cellular component (GO): cytoplasm
Molecular function (GO): kinase activity; ATP binding
Source: RefSeq, a predicted model, not a curated record
GGCUCAACAGACACGACCACGGGCAUGACGUCCCCUGUGAUUGCGACAGACUAUCUGACAGACGCCUCUUCUGACUCUGAGGUCGCUCCGAACACUUUUAUUUCUGGCCGGCCGCCGUGGUACGACGCAGAUGGCGCGCUGCAGACGCCGUUUGUGGUCGGCCUCGCGGGAGGUACGGCGUGCGGAAAGACCUCGGUGUGCAAGCGCAUCAUUUCUGAGCUUGAUCUGCCGUGGUGCACCUUCCUCUCGAUGGACGUGUUCUACAAGGACCUGCCGGCGGGAACGGAUCCGUCCGAGUACAACUUUGACCACCCGGACGCGGUGGACUGGGAGCUGAUGCUGCAGACGCUGACGGACCUGCGUGACGGCAAGGCGGUGCGUGUGCCGGUCUACGACUUUACCACCAACUCGCGCAAGCACUGGGUGCCUGUCUACGGCGCCGACGUCAUUCUCUUUGAGGGCCUCUUUGCCCUCUACGACGAACGCGUCCGCGAGCUGCUCGACCUCAAGAUCUACGUCGACGCCGACCCGGACGUGCGGCUGGCGCGCCGGCUGCGGCGCGACCAGAUCGACCGCGGGCGGACGGUGACGAGCAUCCUCGCCCAGUACGAGCGGUUUGUUAAGCCGGCGUUCCACACGUUUAUUGCGCCGACGCUCAAGCACGCUGACAUUGUGCUGCCGUACGGGCGUGACAGCAACUCGGUCGGCGUCGACCUCAUUGUCCGCACCAUCCGGACGACCCUGACCGAGCGCGGGGUGCCGACUCGUGAGGUGCUGCGGACCCGCGCCCUUGCCACUGACCACGAGCUCCUCCCGCCGUCGUUCCACCUCCUCGAGGGCAAGCAGAUCACGGCCAUGCUCACUGUUCUCCGCGACGCGUCGACGCCGCGCGACCAGUUUGUCUUUUACGCCCACCGCCUCUCACGGCUACUCGUCGAGGAGGCUUUGUCGUACCUUCCCAUGCAGGACCUGACCGUCGUCACCCCGACCGGCGCCGAGUACCACGGCAAGGCGCCGGCGAGCAAGAUCUGCGGCGUCUCCAUCAUCCGGGCCGGCGAGGCCAUGGAAAAGGCUCUGCGCGAAGUGGCCCAGGACGUGCGCCUCGGCAAGAUCCUCAUCCAGCAGAACCACGCCAAGCAGCCGUUCCUCUACUACAAGUCGCUGCCGGCAGACAUCGGCUCGCGCUCAGUCCUCCUUCUCGACCCCGUCUCAGGCACCGGAGCCACCGCAGAAAUGGCUGUCCGCCUCCUGCUCGACCACCACGUCCUCGAGGAGAACAUCUACUUCCUCUGCCUCGUCGCUGCAGUCCCGGCCGUCGUCCACCUCGCGUACCUCUUCCCCAAGCUUACCAUCGUCGCCACCGCCCUCGAUGACCUCGUCGACGAAAUGUUCUACGUCCGUCCGGGCGUCGGCAACUUCGGCGCCCGCUUCUACGGCGACUAUGCCGAGCGCGACGUGCUCGGCCUGCCCACCACCGGUGGCGGCUCGCGCGUCCCGCUCCUCGACCGGGACCUCAUCACCUCGCUCUCUGCCUCGUCUGCCGUGCCCUCGGGCGAGAGCGAGCUGGGCAUCUCCACCGCCCGCUCCUCCAUCCCUUCAAUGUCGAUGAGCGCCGUCAACUCGCCGAACACCUCGCCGCGGUAAACCGUAACCGAGGGAGACAACGACUGUUUAUGUAGAUACUCGCUCGUCCACCCUCACUACCACUAAAGGUGUCACUUAAUGU